Molecule: messenger RNA, 651 nt
Organism: Eruca vesicaria subsp. sativa (arugula)
Lineage: Eukaryota; Viridiplantae; Streptophyta; Magnoliopsida; Brassicales; Brassicaceae
Source: the annotation of a GenBank genome assembly
AUGGCGCUACUUCUAUGGCAAACUCUAAAAGAAGCGAUUCAUGCUUACACAGGUCUCUCCCCGGUCGUCUUCUUCACCGCCCUUGCUCUCGCCUUCGCCAUUUACCAAGUCGUCUCAGGCUGGUUUGCUUCACCGUUCGAUGACGUUCGCCGCCAUCAGAGGGCUAGAUCGUCGGCUGCAGAGGAAGCGCCACCGGUUCCUCAGCCUGUUCAGGUCGGAGAGAUUACAGAGGAUGAGCUUAAGCAGUACGAUGGCUCCGAUCCUCAAAAGCCCCUUCUUAUGGCCAUCAAACAUCAGAUCUAUGAUGUAACACAAAGCAGGAUGUUCUAUGGACCAGGAGGACCGUAUGCUCUAUUUGCAGGAAAAGACGCAAGCCGAGCGCUUGCAAAGAUGUCAUUUGAGGAGAAAGAUUUGACUUGGGAUAUCUCUGGUCUUGGUCCCUUUGAGCUUGAAGCUCUUCAGGACUGGGAGUACAAGUUCAAGAGCAAGUAUGCCACCGUUGGCACCGUCAAAGUGACCAGUUCAGAAGCUGCAUCUGUGUCUGAACCCGCAGGGACUGAUGACAGAGACGCUCAUGUAACUGAGCAAGAGCCGACAGUUGUGGAUACGAAUCAUGAGACUCCUGCUGAGAGUGAUGUGAAGAACGAGUAG